Messenger RNA from Cuscuta campestris, 3774 nucleotides. The record is from the annotation of a GenBank genome assembly. NCBI's taxonomy places the organism in Eukaryota, Viridiplantae, Streptophyta, Magnoliopsida, Solanales, Convolvulaceae.
AGCUAAGACCUCCAGUCCUCCUUGCUCUAAGCUCAAACGCUCUCCGCUCCCACGCUGUUAAUCAUUCUUCACACGCUUCUCUCUCUCUCUCUCUCUCUCUCUCUCUCUCUCUCUCUCUCUCUCUCUGACUGUGUGCGUCUGAGGAAAAAAAGCCCAUUCAAGAAUGAUGUUCACAGAGGGAUUGGAUGAGUCUGCAAUAAGCUGGAUCAAACAGGGUUGUGAUGUUAAGAAAUCUGAGAAUAGAUCGCCCUUAAGUGAAAAUUACCCACUCCCUAGGUCCCCAUUAGCGUACAGUGGGACACUACAUGGUUUGCCGCCCUUGAAAUUCUACUCGGGAUUCUUGGGAGCAUCUCCCACUACUGUAGCUUUAAGCCCGGACAGAUAUGAAGAUGAGUAUGAAGACUAUGACAGCGAGAGCGUGGGUUCUGGCCCAGAGGAGACUAGUUUGCAUCACUUGGACGAAGAGAUGCUUAAUUUGAAGUCCGAAAUAGAAUCAAAUGGAGAAUUGGGCAUUAGACCUAAUUUGAUCAAAGGGGUUUCAAAGGAGAAUCUUCGGAUCGAACUGCCCAGUAAUAGCCGGAGAUUUACUGAUGUUCAAUCUGUGUUUGGGGUUUCAAACAUUCUGCUAAGAGGGAAUACUCAACCCCGUAGUGCCUAUGCUACACCAGUAGGGAAGCUUUUUGAUGAGUUGGGAACCCCAAGUGCCCCUCCUGUUGUUGAUAUUGGAGGAGCACAACAAGCCGGCCACUCUGAAGUUGCAGAUUCAUCUAAUGGGAUGGCAGGAAUUGAAGAUGUUUUUGCUGGUGAAAUGGAAAACUCAAAUGAUAGUAGUAUAGAAGGAUACCAUACUCAUGCUGGAACUUUCAGUGGGCAAGAUAAAGCAAAUGCAGGAGAGAUGGAAUCAAAGGUGUGUUUACAGCAAGCAAACACAGUUGAAGGACAUUCACCUCAUUAUGACACCAGCAACCAAAAUGCAUGGCAAGUUCUCCUGGCUUAUGAUGCUUGUAUAAGGCUAUGCCUGAAUGCAUGGGCGAGAGGUUGUAUUGAAGCACCUGAUUUUUUGCGCGAUGAAUGCAAGCUGCUUAGAAGUGCCUUUGGACUGCAGAAAUUUUUGUUGCAACCACGGCAUCGUCAGUCAACGCAAAGAAACAAUAAUAAAUCCACAGAAGGUGCACUACCCGCAAAACUAAGAAAGGCAGUUGGAAAGAUUCGUGUAGAAGUGAAAAAGCUGAGAGUAUUACCACAGAGGAAGCUUAAGAGCACAAAUUCAUUUCGUGGAGCAAUUUACCUGCAAGUGGGUGCAGACUAUGUCCGGCAUGUUUCAUCAGUAGUGAAGAACAGAAUCAGCUCUCUUAAACUUCAUCCAAUUCUAUUCACAUCUGAAGAGUCACUUGCAUGCUUAAUUCACCUGAGAAGUUCAGCAGAAGAUACACAAAUUGAACCGUGUUCUUCUGUUUCCUUGAGGCCUGGAUCUGGGGACUACCAUGAUUUUUUUCCAGAGAACCAAGGUGAUGCUCUUUUGGUUGAAGUCCAGGAUUCUAAGAAAAAUGUCCUUGGUCUAGCUACAGUUCCAGUUGCAUCUAUGGUCGAUAACCUUCAUGAAAAGAUUCGGUGGUGGCCAGUUUAUCUUGAAGAUCAUGAGUGUGUUGGGAAAGUCCAGCUUUACAUUAAUAGUACAUUCACAAGUGAUGAGACGUCACAGUUAAAGAAUGGACCUGUUGUUGAGACUCUUGCAUAUGAUCUAUUGCUAGAGGCUGCAAUGCGUGCGGGACAGUUUUGUGCCAGAAACUUAGGGAUAGGUGAACACUGGAAAUGGUUACUGAGAGAAUUCUCAGAUUAUUAUGGAGUCUCAGAUUCAUAUACUAAACUGAGAUAUCUUUCGCAUGUAAUGGAUAUUGCCACUCCAACACAAGAUUGUUUGGAGCUUGUGCACAAGUUACUUCUUCCGGUCAUUAGGUCCAGAACUGAGAAAAGUUUAACUAGGCAAGAGAAAACCAUAUUGUUGGAUUGUGAAACACGUGUCGAGAGUCUCUUAGCGGAUGUGUUUCAGAACUACAAAACAUUAGAUGAAAGCUCUCCUACAGGGCUAGCAGACAUCUCAUCUCCUAUAGCAGACACUGCAGCACCAGCACUUGCCCCUGCAGUACAAAUCUACACACUUCUCCAUGAUGUUCUUGCCCAAGACUCUCAGACACUGCUUAAAAACUAUUUGCAGACAGCAGCUGCUAAAAGGUGUAGAAAACAUAUGGUAGAAACUGAUGAGUUUUUGUCGUUGAGCUCAGAAGGUUUGGUUAUGGAUUCAGUAACUAUCUCUACAGCUUAUGCUAAGGUAAAGACCCUUGUCAUCAACAUAAGCAAUGAAAUUCAAGCAGAUAUCAAAAUCCACAAAGAGAAUAUACUACCAAGUUCCAUCGACCUAUCAAGCAUCACAACUGCUGUCUACAGCACAGAGUUGUGCAAGAGACUUAAAGCUUUUCUUGCUGCUUGUCCUCCUUCAGGUCCCAUGCAACAUGUUAAUGAACUUUUGAUAGCAACUGCUGAUUUAGAAAGGAAUUUGGAGUUGUGGAAUAUUCGCAUGCUGCAAGGUGGUAUAGACUCACGAGGCCUGUACCAUGAUUAUAUAAUGGUUUGGGUGGAGGACCUGCAACUUAGUUUACUUGAACAUUGCAAGGCAGAGAAGGUGCCAUGGUCUGGAGUGAUUACAAAUUAUUCAACUUCACCAUUUGCUGAAGAACUCUUUGACAAGGUCAAACACAUGUUGCUUGAGUAUGAAGUAGUGAUUCAUCGGUGGCCUCAGUAUACACUGGUCUUGGAGGAUGCAGUUGCAAAUGUAGAGAGAGCAAUUAUAAAAGCACUGGAAAAACAGUAUAAUGAUAUAUUGACUCCCUUGAAGGGUAGUGUACAAAAAAGGCUUGGCAUGCAAGUUCAGAAAUUAGCGAGAAGACAGUCAACUGCUCUAUACUGCAUCCCAAGUCAGUUGGGAACUUUCUUGAAUACUUUGAAGAGAAUUCUUGAUGUUCUCCACUGUCAAGUUGAGGGAAUUCUCAAGCUUUGGGCAUCAUAUCUUCCGGAAAACGGAGAGAGGAAAACGACGUUUGGGGAGCAGCUAAAUGGAAUUAGUGUUAUGCUAAGGACAAAGUACAAGAACUAUUUGCAGGCAGUUGUGGUUAAGCUUGCAAGCAAUAUGCAAGCUAACAGGAGCACACGGUUGCAAAGGAUCCUAGAGGAGACUAAAGAAACGGACGGAGAGGCUGAAAUCCGUGAAAGAAUGCAAAUGUUAAGAACACAGCUCUCAGAUUCCAUAUGCAACUUGCAGGAGGUCUUUACCAGCCGAAUAUUCAUUGCAAUCUGUCGCGGAUUCUGGGACAAAAUGGGUCAGAUUGUGUUGAAAUUUUUGGAGGGAAGAAAAGAAAACAGAGUCUGGUAUAAUGGGGCAUAUCAUGCACUUGGGAUUUUGGACGACAUUUUUGCUUCACAGAUGCAGCGAUUGCAAGGAAAUACUCUGCAAGAGAAAGAUCUGGAGCCACCUCGCUCAAUAACUGAAGCUCGGUCUAUUCUUUGCAGAGACACAACUAAUGGACCAGAAUCAUCAAACUACUUGUACUUCUGAAUGUUCAUUGGGUUGGCAUGUUGGAUUUAAGCUCUCUUCCUAUAUCCCACAUUCUCUUGUGUUCUCCAUUUAUUAAUUUUUUUUUUGUAUGUAAAGUGUAAGAUGCCUCCUAUUCUUUUGUGCGUAUACAACUUUCAGCAAAUAAAGAAAAAAGUUUCGAGUUA